Molecule: messenger RNA, 4135 nt
Organism: Frankliniella occidentalis (western flower thrips)
Lineage: Eukaryota; Metazoa; Arthropoda; Insecta; Thysanoptera; Thripidae
Product: AP-4 complex subunit epsilon-1
Exons: 11
Coding region: 900-3359 (819 amino acids)
Biological process (GO): intracellular protein transport; receptor-mediated endocytosis
Cellular component (GO): membrane coat; AP-4 adaptor complex
Molecular function (GO): cargo adaptor activity
Source: RefSeq, a predicted model, not a curated record
UCGGCUCCCGUGGGAUGCCUCUCCCGGGCCUCCUGGGUCCUGGGGCCGUGCCUAGUUAGGCCCGCUUACCCAGCAGGACAAGCCCCGGCCAGCGCCUGGCACCGCUGUGCGGCGGGCAGCUGCGGGCAGCUGCGGGCAGAUGAUGGCCCGACCACUCAUGCCCAAAUGGCUCGCCCAUUUUAGACCUGCCCUUGCGGUGAUUCCACUCCAGCUCACACUGGCUAGCCACAAACACCUUGGCUAUCAUUUCUGGGAUAGCCUACUUUCUCUCCGCCUAUCGCGCCCUCGCAUCUAAUAAUUUUUGCAGACCUUAUUACGCAUUGCCACUUCCUCUAGAGUAAACUUGAUCUAAGACCGACCGUGAACCUUCAUUGGAUUGCCGAGGAAACAUUCCACCAUGCUCAAACGUGCAUGAAAUGAAUGAAGAAUGACCUACGCUCCAUGCGAUACCCCAGAUGAUGCCAGAUGGGUUGCCUAUGCGGAUUAGGCAUUCCCCAUAGCAUUCCUCGAGUUUCUAACCUUCUAACCACGGGUAGCGGGUAGUCCGCACAUCACCUCAAUGCCGCUUUUCAUUUUCUCCUUCAUUGUGUCGUAAUCUUGUAGUUAUCUGAUGUUUUGGUUCUGUAAUUGUUUGUAAUUAGUGUCCGCCAAGAUAUAUAUAAGUAAAUCUGUGUGUACUCCAAAACUUCUCAUACUUCUACUAUGACGUCAUUUCGUCUGCACUCAUUUUCCCCCGAGACCAACCUCUGAGAAAUGAAAACAAGUGUUUCAAAUCACAACAGAGAGAACAGCAUGAAUUCAAAUUAUGAUUGUGGAUUUGUUUCUUAACCAACUGACUGACUGAUCGAUUAUGCACUGAUAGCUUUUUAUACUGCUAUGCUUCUAAACCAGUGUUUAUAAUGUCCGGAAUUUUAGAGAAAACGAUUGAGUCCCUUAACACUCUUCUCUCUCCAUUGAGUACAAGUGUAGGGUUAAGCACUAAGUCUAUGUUUGAAAGAUGCAUGUCUGCAAGAACAAAACGAGAAGAAGAAUGGUGUUUUCAAGAUUCUUUAAGAUCAAUUCAAGAGCGGCUAUCAGAACCUGCCGUUAGGCCGUCAGCUGUUAAAAAAAUGUUGUCUUUUGUUGUGUUUGCUGAAAUGAUGGGGUACAAAGCAGAAUUUGCUUAUAUUCAUGCUGUCAAACUUGCCCAGAGAGGUUCGCUUGCAGAGAAAAAAAUGGGGUAUAUGGUGUGUGUUAAUCUAUUGAAAGAUUCUCAUCAACUUUCUAUGCUACUUGUUAACACUAUAAUUCGAGACUUGGCGAGCCGUAAUAUGGUGACCAUUGCCAUGGCUCUUGCUGCUACAUGCCAUCUCAUACCUGCUGAUCAAGCCUCUUCUGUCCUUCCAAUGGUUGCUGAUAAGCUUACCCAUUCCAAUGAAUACAUACGAGGGAAAGCAGUGAUAGUCCUUCAUCACUUUCUUCGCAUCUGUCCAACUCAAGCUGUGCACUAUAUCCAUCGGGUACGAGCUCUUUUAGGAGACAGUGAUCCUGGAGUUGUCGCAUUUAUUCUUCAGUAUCUUCUUGACUUGAGGCAGGAGGAAGAGGAGGUGACAAAAGGUCUCUGUUCAACUGUGGUUUCCAUCCAAGAACAAAUUCUACAUGGCAAAUUGCCUAAGGAUUACCUACAUCAUGGUGCAUCAGCACCAUGGACACAAUUUACAAUAAUUAGAUUAAUUAGGCAACUACAACCACCCAUAUUAGAAGUUCAGAAAAUACUACAAGACACACACAAGGCAGCAUUAGGUGAUGGAAGUAUUGGCUCUUGCUCAAAUUUAUCAGCAGCUAUUGCCAUUGAGUGCUUGGUGACCAUGAUGGAAUUAGGUGUGACAUCAAGCAAAUUCAAGGCACUAACAAUGACUACCAUUGGGACACUUCUGAUAAGCCACAAUAUGAACUAUAGGUAUGAAGGUUUAAAUCUCCUUCAGUCUUUGAUUUCUCACCAACAAGUCAAUCUUACCCGGGACCAACAGGCUGUUGUGAUGCGCUGCUUGCAACAUCCAGAUAAUGCUAUCAAAAUAAAAACCCUGCAUCUGCUGUGUAAAAUAGCUGACAGCAGCAGUGCUGAAAGUAUAUGUGAUCAGAUUAUUGAUUUCUUAAAAAAUCACUGCACGAAUUCUCUUCUUCAAGAUGAACUUGUUUCAUUGGGAAUGUCUUUAGCAGAAAAGUAUCCUAGCGAAGCCAACCAUUGGCACCUUGCUGCUCUGUUGAGGUUACUACCUGUGGCGAAGGAACAUUCUGCAGCCCUCCAGGCACAGCUUAAACUGGCCUUACUUGCAAAUUUAGAGAGAGAAUCAUUUACUGCUCAUGAAAAAGUUCUUUUAUACCUGACCAAGCACUCUGAAAGUAAAGUUGCACCCACUGCUAUCUUAGAACUGUACGUUUGGAUGUUGAGCAACUUUCACUCCUUGCUGAUCAAGGAUAAUGAUGCUUCUAAUUUAGAAAAAUCUCAUAUGUUGGCUUUAGAAAAAAUUGUUGCUCUUGGCCAGAAAGUUUAUGUUAAUCAAAUUCAAAUGAGCCUUGAGAUAGUCCCCCCUAGGAUACAUAAACUUCUAUAUGAAAUUGUGGUUGCAUUAAAACUCUUAGUUGUGAGAAAUGUUGAAUACUCUCAAAAUCUUGUUCAAUUUUUAAAAGAUAUUAUAGCAGCAUCAUUGACUCGUGUGUUUGGUGAUGCUGCUUUACGUUGCUUGUGCAAUGAACUUCUUUGCCUAAUUUCUUCUUGUCCUGAGCUUUCUCUACUGAAUGAUAACAGAGAAAAGCUGCUCGAAAACCCUGAUUUUACUUUGUCUUUCAUGGAUGAUUUUGUGUGUCAAAGUUUAGAAGAAGGAUCCCUACCUUACAGAGCUUUACCAGCAAAACCUGGUUCUAGAGCUGCUGUAGAACUAGCUAUAGAGAUUGAAAAAAACCAUGGUGAAUUAGAACUCAGCGCUAGCAACUUAAUAGCUGCUGGUUGCAGCCUGGGUAGCUCUGUUCUUUCAUUAGCGGGUACCGAAAGUGCCAAUAAUCGAGAUGGAAGCGUUUCGUCGGUCAGUUCAACAGAAUCCAAAUGUUGGACUUUUACUAGCCCAACCCAAGAGGUUGAACUAAUGCCAGUUUGGACCAAAGAAGGUCGAAUAAAAGGAGAUGAUUCAACUGAAGCUGAUUCUUCCUUCAGUGCAAGCGCAUCAGGACCUUCUGAUGAAACCCCAAUCGAGCUUCUGCCUGGGCCCUCUAUAUCUUCAUGGCUUCAGAAGUCAAUGGAUGAAGACCCAUUAGAUAAUCUUCAGAAGGAUUUUAAUCAAUCUUUUGAUGGUUUGGAAUCACAGAAAGCUAAGUCAAGUUGAUAAAUGUUAUCAGAUUAUUCUAAUUAUAUCUCUAAUUCUUGUCAUUAACAUCUUAUAAGAAUACCUCACUUUUAUCCAAAAAGGUAUUGUAAAACUGACCUUUUGCUUUUUUUCUCCUCCUCGUCUCUACAAAAUGUUAUUUUCUGAACUCUUUAUUGAGGGAUAAGUGCCUUUAAAAUUCAUAAAAUAAGUGUGAUAUUCUGUAGUCUUAGAAUUGUCUUAAAAUCAUUUUCCAGUCUCUUUUACUCUGGCUGUGAGAAAGUUCAAUUACUACCGGUACUUAAAUAGUUUUACUAUGUGGUUUCAGGUACGAGUCCCUAAUUUCAUUUUUAGCAAUGUAGUUUGUGUUAGUUAAUCAUGUGUUCAAAUUGGCCAAGAGUCAACUAGAUAUUUAUAUUUUUGACUUGCCUGUUGUUAAAAACAAAACUGUGAUGUAUUUUCUGCAAAUAUAUUAUUGUAGUCAUAUUUCAUUGUUUAGUGGAUGGAUCUAUUGUGUUGAUGUGUUGUUAUAACGCAAAGUUUGGUUUCAUAUUUACAAUUGAUGUAUAUUUUAUCUAUUAUCUACAACGACUGUGUUGAUGUACAGUUCUUGUAACAGUUAUAAUUUUUACUUGUGCAAAGCCAAUGUGUUUUCAGUCUUCAAGCAGGACUCAAAUAGUGCUCAUUACAUACCUAUUGUAAUUCAAAUACCAAUCUUUGUAAGUUACAAUAACUUAAAAAAUUAAUCAUAACUCUUGACUUUUAUAAUUUGAAUUAAAUUGGAAUCAAUACUUAAA